GGAAAGUGGCUGGGUGACCCGCGGCAGGGCUGCGGCUGACGGCUCCAGCUGGUGCUUUUUGGUCUUGGGAAGGAGUCUGCCAGUAAGGGACGAAAGACGCUUCUGAUAAUCCCUACUGUGAGACUGCAAAGGUGAACGUCCUGACACAGGAUGAAGUUAGGCUUUCUCCUGUGCUGUCUUUGUGUCUUCACUGCCCCAACAUGCAGCACGUCUGAGCGAUGUGAUGAUUGGGGAGUAGACACUAUGAAGCUAAUCCAGGCUUAUGAAGGAGAGCCUGCACGCAUUCGAUGCCCUCUUUUUCAAGACUUUCUAAAACAUAAUUAUAGCACAGCACAUUCAGCAGGUCUGACCCUAAUGUGGUAUUGGACAGGCCAAGGGAAGGACCUUGAAGAGCCAGUCAACAUCCGUCUUCCGAACAACAGAAUCAUCAAAGACAAGGACACACUCUGGUUUCGGCCUGCUAUCAUCAAUGACACAGGAAACUACACCUGCAUGCUUAGGAACACAACUUUUUGCAGCAGAGUUGCUUUUCCCCUGGAAGUUGUACGAAAGGAUGCAGAUUCUUGUGUUAGUCAAGCUGUGAAACCAGAAGUAGUGGAGCUUCCUUUAGAGCACACAGAGAGGCUCCCAUGUCCAGAUACUGAUGGGUUUUUCCCUGUAAAUGUGACCCCUUCUGUAACAUGGUACAAGGACUGCAUUUCUGAAAACUUUUAUGAGAGAUUACCCCAAGGCCUCAACCUAACUUUUAUAGUUGUACGAUCAAACUAUCAAGGAAACUACACUUGCAUCGUUACUUAUGAGGACAGUGGAAAGAUCUAUAACCUUACUAGAACUAGUGAAGUUAAAGUAGUCGGGCCACCUGAAGAUGAGAAGCCACCAUCGAUGACAACCCCAAAUGCUAAAACAUUGUAUGAAUUUGCAGCAGGUGAAGAAAUGCUCCUUUCCUGUGAAGUAUUCUGCCCUUUUGUAAGGAACUCUCGUAAUGAUGUCUGGUGGACUGUUGAUGGCAAGAAGCUAGAGGAAAAUACUGAAAGGAUUAUUAUUACUGAAAGUGUGAAUGAGCAACUUGGUGGAGCAAAAACCAUUAAAGUAUCUCUAAGUAUUAAACAAGUAACUGUGGAGGAGCUGAAGCGCAAUUAUACCUGUGCAGCAAGGAACAGUUUGGGAGAAGUCUCCAGGCAAGCACCAGUGAAAGAGAAAGUGGGCACUCCAAGGUAUAUAACUGAAUUGGCAUGUGGACUUGGAGCAACACUUUUCCUUGUGGUGUGCCUUAUCAUUGUAUAUCAUGUCUACUGGCUGGAAAUGGUGCUUUUCUACAGGGCUCAUUUUGGCACUGAUGAAACAAUUGGAGAUGGAAAAGAAUAUGACGUUUAUGUAUCCUAUGCAAGGAAUGCAGAAGAAGAAGAAUUUGUACUGGUCACGCUGAGAGGAGUAUUAGAAAAUGAAUUUGGAUACAAACUGUGUAUCUUUGACCGGGAUAGUUUACCAGGUGGAAGUAAGUAACCCUGAGACUGUUAGCACUGACAGACAUGUAUUAAUGCAUUCUAUUGUAUAAAUAGACACUAUUUAUUCUUAGAAUAUAUAUUUUUUAAAAAAAAAGCCAAGUUGUGCAAAAUAUAUUUAUUAUAUGACUUUCCUUACAGGCAUGUCUAACCUAAAUGGCUUCAUUUCUGAAAUUAGAACUGGAGAAACUGAAUUUCCCAACAGGGCAUGCCUUCUCUCUGUUGUUAUAUAUAGUCAUAAAAGAAAGGGUUUGUGUCUAUGCUGCUUUGGUCUGAGUACAUGUUCUGCAUGGACAUAAGAAGACAGUCUUAUAUGUAUUUGCCUUUACUUAAAAAACCAGAAGCCAACAAUAUGCUAAUAUUCAGUCAUAUGUAUAAGUGCAUAUCUGCAAAAAAAGAAAUCUUGUUUGGGUAGUAUGAGUUUGAUCUCAUACUAUUUUUAUAAAGGCAGGAAAAAAUAUUUUAAAGCAGGCUAAUGUAUGUGUCAGACAAAGAUGUAAUGAUAUCUGUUGGAUAUAAAUUGCCCACAUCCGCCAUCCACCACAGAGCACUUUGUACUACCAUAUAGACAGUGUUUUAACUGAGCCCAGCUGGGAUGGCCUGCAGUGCAAUGAAGUCAUUCUUUUAUUUUUAUUCCCAGUAUUUAUGGAUGUUUUCUGUGUCUUCCUUGGAAAUAUAGGAAUUAAGGAUACAGUCUAGCCUGCUGUGUGAAAACGAUUCAAAUUCAUCAUACAGUAACUGCAUAUACAAUGGACUUUUUAUUUCUGAUAAGCCAAUGUUCUGCAACCAUCAUAAAGUUCAGAGAAAUUUGCCUGUACCAUUUAAUAAGCAAUUUCUUCAAUCUGCUCAUAAUGAUAAUUUAGUUGAAAAGGGCUGUGUGUGUAGAUUAUGAUCUCCCGGGUAAUUUUAAUACUUGAGUCUUUUACAUUUUUAGAUAUGAUGCCUCUUCUGAAAGAAUUAUGCACUAUGUAAAUUCAUUAAUGUCUUGCUUUUCUUUUCCCAGCUGUUACAGAUGAGACACUGACCUUCAUUAAGAAAAGUCGCCGCCUUCUUGUUGUAAUUAGCCCCAGUUAUAUCCUAAAGGGUACACAAGCCCUGUUGGAGUUAAAAGCUGGCCUUGAAAACAUGGCCACUCAGGGCAACAUCCGUAUUAUUUUAGUUCAGUAUAAAGCUAUUAAAAGUAGAGAAAAGGUGAAAGAGUUAAAACUGGCUGAGUCUGUUUUAGGAGUGAUUAAAUGGAAAGGAGACAAAUCUAAGUUUCCAAAUGGCAGAUUUUGGAAGCAGCUCCAUGUGGCUAUGCCUGUAAAGAAGCAGUCUCAGCCUAAAAGCUACUGUAACACAUACAUAGAGCUGUAUCCCCCCAGAGGUCUGUGAUCUGAAAUGAGAACAAAUCAUACCAGUACCAGUAUCUAUGAAAGAAAAAAUGUUGUCCUUGAUAAGACAGCACAGUUACCAUUACCUACUAUUAUAUUUGAUACUCAGCUUGGAAUUAGUAGACAAUCUUAUAACUUUAUUAAUUAACUUAGUGCCUUGAUCUUUUCAACAUCCUGUGUUGCCUACAACAGAUGUGUAAGGUUCAUAUUAGUAAGGCUUGCCAUGGAAGUUUGGUUAUUGCUAUUGGAUAUAAAAGAGUUGUCUUUUAGGAGACCUGUAGAGAAAAGAUUGUUAAUCAAAUAAGGGUGGAUUUUGAGGGUACCUGCUAGUUAAGUUUUGCGGCAGACAUGAUUUUAAAUGUUUCAGAUAAGCUAAGAAUAGUAUUUAUGAUCAAACUAGUGGGGCCAUUUACUAUCACUUGGAUUUUUUUUUCCCGAUUAGGAUUUUGUAGUGCUAAAAGUUUCCGGAGAAAAAUUUGACUUUUUUUCGAGAUUUGAUAUGCGUCAAAAUGGCUAAAAAUCCAAAUCUACCAAGUUUCAGUGCAACAAUUAGAAAAAGUCGCACUUUUGUGACUUUUCUGCAACUUUUUCCCACACAGGGUUUUUUCAGUUUAUUCAAAUUCUUAAAUGAAAAAAAAAGUGUUUUAGUAAAUCUGCCCCUUAGUGUCAGGGUUCCCAGGCAGGAAAGACAGAAAAGAGCUAAUAGUUGGUUACAGUGGAUAUGUUUCCUUUUAUUAUGGCAGGAAUCUUAAAUGGGUUGUUCACCUUUAAAUUAACUUUUAUUAUGAUGUAGACAAAGGUAUAUAUAAUUUGCAUUUGGUUUUCAUUUUUAUUAUUUGUGGUUUUUCAGUUAUUUAGCUUUUGGUUCAGCAGCUCUACAGAUUGUAAUUUCAGCAGCUAUCUACUUCCUGCUUUAGCAGCCAGGCAGUGCUUUGAAUGAGAGACUGAAAUAUGAAUAGGAGAGGGCCUGAACAUAAAGAUAAGUAAUAGAAAGUUACAAUAAUAAUAGCCUCUCUGAGCAAUAGUUUUUUAGCUGCUGGGGUCAGUGACCCCCAUUUAAAAGCUGGAAAGAUGUGGAAGGAAGAGGAAGGCAAAUAAUUAAAAAACUAUAAAAAAUAAAUAAAGUAAUGAAGACCAACUGCAAAAUUGCUAACAAUCAGACAUUCUAUGACAUAAUAAAUUUUAACUUAAAGAUGAACAAUAUAUUUAAGAAUAGUUGUGUAGUUGGGAUAUGAAGAAGCAAUUGACUCAUGGAAGACAGUUUGUUGGUUAAUUUAGUUAUGGAAUUCAGUUGAACUUGGAACAAACAUCUGAUAAAAGAACAAGCUGCAAAUGCUGUACCUGAUGCCCUGCCCUUACAGUACGAGUCUAGAGGUAGAACAUCCCUAAGGCAGUAACAAUCCAUACCUUUGUCCCAAGAAGCUCCAUCUUUGUAUCUGGGGCCCCAUGCCAAGUGUGCUUUGGGCUGCUUAGGAAAGAUGAAUUUAUUUGUUGUCUAUCUUCCAUUAACAUAAAAUAAGAUGAAGUAUUGGUGUCUGUGCUAAAAUGCAAUGUAAAGCUCAAAAUGUUGAUGAAACAACCUUGUGGCAUGUGGAUAUUAAAGGAUUUAUGGAUUUAAAGUGCCAAAUAUGUAAAAUCAUCUUUUUAAAAAGAAGUCACUUCCACCUGCAUGUUAAAAGAUUUAGUUCAGCUACUACAAGUGUAUUCAAAAUGUGUCAUGGGUCUGCAGUGUCUAGUAAUAAUACACUGUAACAUAAUAUAUACCCUGAAGCACUGGUGCUCACCACAAGGAAAAGCUUUUCCAUUUCAAGCAAGUCCGAUACAGCACAGAAAUAAACAGAGCCACACAGAUGCCUCUUUUAGGCCAAACAGAGCCUUACAUGUUUCAUUAGCUGAAUACAAGGCAAAUCAUUUUUGUUGCUGUACUGUGUAGCAAUUAGUUAUCAAGCCCUCAUCUUGAAUGGCCAAACUGGCCAUUGUCAACAUCUGUCAACAUUUGCACAAUAUGAUAUUAUGAUAUUUUUGGAGUGCUACCAAUAAAGAAACUUAUUGCUAACCUCCAUAUAGUAGCCUUUUAUCUAUUUAUUGGUGGCCUGGUUCAGUUCUCUAUGUCACUAAGCCUCUAUAUCUCUUAAGUCACAUAUAUACUGCAAAAGCCAAAAGAAGGUACAGUACAAAUAAACAAAUGUAUCUUAACGGUGUUAUAGAUCCAUGCAUUGGAUCUUUAACUGUGUAUAUCCAGUUAAAGAGGUGAUAGAACAGAGUGUCCAGUUCUAUGUAGAUGAUCAGUUAGACAUAAACUAAGUAAAACAUGUACUGCAGCUUCUAAUUUAAUUUAAACAAAGUACAGUGAGCAGAUUUAACUGGGUUCACAUUUAAAAUGGUAUCCCACUGGGCAAUAGUGGUUUAAAUACAUGUCUGCAGCAUUUAAUCACUUUAAUUAACGUUAAUAUUUAGGGGUUGAUUAAUCAACCCAAAGUACAGUUGUUAUGGAGUGUUAAUGAUAAAAUGGUAAAACGUUACAGAGAUUUAUCCAUUUACUUCCCUGCUGAAGUGGUUCAUAUUUGGAAACCAUUGCAUUCUGCAGCCUGUGUUUGUGCUUAUUACUAACUUGUGAGGCCAAUGAGCCACGCAUAUGUUACAUAUGUCUAAAGUGGCAAGAAUAAAAGAGCAUACAUGACAAUAUUAAUUUCUUUCACUUGGAUUUGCGAUUUCAUUUCUAGACUACCUUCAGUUAAACUUCAUUCAUUUAAAUAAACACACAUACACUAUACAGUGCUAUUGGCAGCUGCAUAAGACAGACUAAUGGCACUCUCUGCAUUUUGUCCGCCAAAGUAAAAACACCAGUGGGGAAAAAAGGCCAAUCUGCUAACUUCAGAGGCAGCAAUGUAUACUUUUGUGUUUUGUUCUUUUGUGCCAAAAUUCACCUCGUGUCCACUGACAGGCAUAUGCUGGUGGAGGUAAUUGAAAAAUUAUAAACAAAAACGCCAAAGGAGAAAAUGCAGUAUGCGGCCCUAAACUUUAAACUUAAUACUUAUAACAUCCACAUGCUGCAAUGCUGACAGCUAUGGAAACUAUUGCACCAGAAAUAUGCUUCAGCCCUGCAACUCAGAGUGUAAUAGCCACUUGCUGUUGACCUAAAAAUCAAUUUGGGAGUUACAACCUCACAUUUUCAGUAUAUAUUUUCAGUAUACUGAAAGCUUAGGCGAUUAACAGCAGACUGAGCAGGUAGUGUACUUCAGCAGAAGUACAGCAAAGCAUAUAUACAAGCAUAUAUAGAAUAUCUUGCCAGAUUUGUUGUCAGACUUUAUUUGUCCUUCAACAUAGAAUAAUAAUGAUUACUACAGAGAGAAAGCAAGUAUAUAAGAGGGAAGAGCCAAGCAUUAUUGUCUGUUGCUGCACCGUUCUGCUUCUCUUGUGCAGCAGGCAGUGUGCUGUUGUGCAAAUGGCAUCUGACAAACACAAAUCUGUCUUAACGGCAGUUACCUAAAUCAUUAUUCAUGCUUCUAGCAGUAUGGAUACUCUAUUUGUGUGCUGCAGCCACUAAAGCAUUUUGCUGAGCAUGCAGCCACAACAAGAGUGCUGACAUAGACAUGUUGCAUACAGUCUGCUGUCUUAAAAACCUUCUAGUUAGCUAAAUCAGGAUGAAAUGUAUUCUCAGCACAGAAACAUUUCCCUAAAGACCCCCAGUGUCCCUUCUGUCAGUGUAAUGCACCAGGAAAUGGAAGCAAAGUUGGAACUGACUGAUGCACCCUGCUUCAUGCCAUGAAUAGACAUUAGGAAUGAAAGAUGUCUCUGUACUGCUGAUAUGUGCCCACUUACUGUCCUGCUGAUCUAUCUGUUGUCAUUUAUUGAAAACAUGUGCAAGGUUAAGUAGAAGGCCCUCAUUACAAAUUUCACUUUACCUUUUGUUCUUUUUUUAAUGAGGAUAUAAAUAAAUAGCAAACUGUAUAAACCCUUAUUACUGUAUGUUGCAGCUGGUGCUAAAAUGGACAUUGUGCUACCCUCACUUUAAAAGGACACUAUUUUCUUGUAUUUGUGCUUAAUACAGGGAGACUACCAGCUAGUAUAUAGUUUUAUAUUAUUGAGGUAAUUUAUCUAUGCAAGUGCAGUGAGCAAAGUGCGAUAUUAAGAGGAAUCCCAUUUUUUCCUCAGAAUUGCACAAUCAUUGCAGUCUCAAGCAGGCAUUGGAACACACAGUUAAACUGCGUUUGAUCACUUACAUAGGAUUUGUCAAAAUGAAUUCAACUAUGUGCACAUUUCAUCACAAAUCAGACACAGAGCAGCAGUCCACCUGGAGUAAUUUGCCAGUGACGUCUCCACCCAAUACUUUAGGCAUCUAUUGGCCCUGGGUGCAAAGGAAAACCUAAAGCCUGUAGCUCCAGGGUUCCCAUGCAUCAAUAUGCAGGAAUGGAGGGCAGGAAGGACUUAGCAGUGCCAAGCUAACUGUGCAGAGAUGCAAAGAGCUCAUUUUGCAACUUUCUGCAGCUACGGCUGGAGGUUGUCCAUGGUUUUGCUAAGCUUUGAAGUGCAACAGCUGUACCCCUAACUGGCUGGAAUUACCUAAUUUUGUCACAGCCUUUCACUAAGGUUGGCCACAACCUUCUGCAUCACAUAGGGCCCCCUUGUUGAAAAUGAUGCCCCUGUGAUAAGAGUGGAGAAACAGCCCAUAAUUGUGCAUUGUAGCACUGUAUUUAUCAGGUGCAUGUGAUAUAAAAUAUUGUCAUUUUUUCUUUGUUGAUAAAUAGCACCUUUUCAUAAAAAGUUGUCAAAAUUAAAACUCAACAGUUUUUUGUACCUUAACAGAAUGGGCCAUCUGUUCUCAUUUCUCUUUCCUUCAUUCUAAGUAAACCUGAUGUGAAAUAUGCUUGGGUUACAGGCACUCUACUUUUUAGAAUGUGCUUUAAAUAAUCUGCAUGGGUAAUAACACUUUGUAAAUUGUGCAUAGAGGUACAGUCAUCAAACCUGGAAAAGUAUUUAAGAGCAUCAAGAAGUUCGUUGAGGGCUAAAGGGAACAUAUUCCUAUUUACAAGUUAAAGGGUCACAAAAUGUCUUGUUUUCAUAUAGUGCACUGCAAAUAGAGGCGUUUUAGCAUUGUUUUUUGUUUGUUAUUGUCUGCUUUUAUGUUUGCCAGUAGCAGCUCAGCAAGCCUGGUUGAUUCAUUAGUUAAUACAUAUCUCAGCAGGAGCAGCUUCAGUCCCUUCAGAGCAUGCUCCCAGGCUUCAAACUUUGCCAGUAACUAAUUACAUUUGCAAGAACUCACAAACACAUUUAAGUAAAGAAAUGCUAGCAACUAAUAUAUCAAAUUGUAACUGUUUAAAAAGUCCACCAGCUAACUGAUGUGUUACUGGGAAACAUGAUGGGAGAAAGCUCUUUCAUUUUUAAUACAUUAUUUAUAAAAAUAUGGUAACACGCAGAAAACAUAUCAACAAGUCAUGAUUUGUGGUGUAGCUCUUUUUCCAGAGCAUAUUGCCAUUUAUUACUUUAUUAUUACUGCCAUUUAUUACUAUAUUAUUAGUUGUCAUCAUUUCUGGUGUAUUACAUUUUAUGGAGAACAGUAUUACCUUCGUUUUAGUAAUAGAUUAAACUGAAAUUUGUGCACAAUAAGCCAUGGCACAACUAGUGUACCAAAAAUGGUAUUAAUAUAGUUGGUAUAUCUAUCUUAAUAAGGAGUCUGCACUCAUUAGUUGGAAAACAGGUUGUAAAAGAACUGCGACCAAAUUAAUCAUACAUCUCCAGGCAUCACAGCAGCAAAAACAGCAUAAUUAUUAAAGGAGACAUAUUGGAUUAAUGGGAAAAACCCUAAUUUUGUAGGCAAUUAUGAAUAAUAUAUGGUGCUGGUUUCCCUUUGGGCUAAACAUUAAUCCUAUCUGUAAAAAUGGCCCCUUUAUUGGAGCUCCCUAUAGAUCCUAUCACUUCUCUGUCAGAGUUUGAAAUGAUGGGUGGGCGUGUCCUAACGGUCCCUGCCAGAAGCACAGUAGGAGGGGGAGAGCCAAUCGCAGCCCUGCACUCACACAAACACAGGCAGGCUUCAGUUCCCUAUCAGGUCAGCCUAGCUGCUGAUUGGUUCCUAUCUUAUAAUGCAGUGUACUGAGAGCCGCCGGCUCCCCAGCUCAUCCAGAGGAUUCAGCCAGCAGGAAGGGAAAUGGAUGGGCGGGGCUAGUGGGGUUUUGGGCAAAUUUCUCAAUAAAUCAGUCCAAAACACAACUUUUUUUAGCACAAUCCUUCUAUAUCUAGAGGAGUAUAAUUCCCUGGUACAUUGUUAAUUUUUAUAGGAUAUGUCUCCUUUAAGCUGUGUAAUGAUGUCCAGCAAUCGUGUACCUGUAAGUAAAAAUCUGGUAUAAAAACAAGCAGCUGCAUAAAAAUUGUAUGUGAAAAUAUGGUGUUCACUAGUUGUGCUUUUUCUGUGUCUUUCCACCGUAACUUAUUUGGCACUUGAAUUUUUCCCUUUGACUGUAGAAGUGUAAAAUAAUAGUGUCAAAUUGGGCAUUCAGGCACUGUAAAGUAGAACACCUUGAUAAAUUUGGCAUUUAGUUUUCACAACUUUUUACACCGUUUUUUCUGGUGUUUUUCUGGGGUACUUUUUAUUUCAUAAUUACACUGUUUACAUUGCAGAUAAUUCACUCUACCAUUUACAUUUUUAUUCUUGGACCAACAGAUGUAUUUUUUUUUGUUGCAAUAUUGUGUGUAGGUGCCAUCUCAGUGCAUUGUGCCUGAGUCUGAGCUUUCAGAAGGAGCCAAUGCUUCACAUUAGAACUGCUUUCAGAUAACCUAUUGUUUUUCCUACUGCCGUUUAACUGGAGGAGUCCCAAGCCUGACUUGGAUUUCUUACUAUUGAGUGAUAUUCUGAUAUCUACUGGGAGCUACUAGCUGUGGCACCCUGGGAAAUGAAAAAUAUGGCUAGCCCCAUGUGAAAUUUCAAAAUUAAAUAUAAAAAAAAAAAAA
Xenopus tropicalis (tropical clawed frog) is the source of this 9820-nucleotide messenger RNA. It is a transcript of the gene il1rap, whose product is annotated as interleukin 1 receptor accessory protein. Gene Ontology annotation, biological process: signal transduction; cytokine-mediated signaling pathway. The record is from RefSeq and is marked validated. Gene Ontology annotation, cellular component: membrane. Lineage: Eukaryota; Metazoa; Chordata; Amphibia; Anura; Pipidae. Gene Ontology annotation, molecular function: interleukin-1 receptor activity.